UUUGUGUACACAUUAACCACUUUUUAUAGGCAUUAUUGUGUGUAUUAUUUUGCUUGCUUGCUUUGCAUUAUUUACUUGGAUUUUUCAGGUUUAGAGCUGGAAGGGGUCUUUGAGAUAAUUUAGUCCAAACUCAUUUUCCAGAAGAGGAAAUGGAAGCCUGGGGAGUUAACAGGAUUUACUCCAAUUCUCUGGGUUCUAAAAGCAUAAUUGGGAUUUGAACCCAAGUCUUCUGAUUCCAAAUCUAGUGUUCUUUUCAUCACACUAUUCCAUAGAAGCCUCUCCAUAUCUCUAUAGCUCUCAUAUUUACCAUCUUAAAUUGAAUCACAGGAUACAACACUAUCAUACUUCUAUUUAGCCACUCACCAACUCAUCAACAUUUUGCUCUUUGCUAAUUUUUUGUGGUUCUCCUCUGUUGGAAGACUGACUCCACAAACCUUCCUGGAGAAAGUGGCAGUCAUGUACAUGCAUUUGAAGGUGUGAGUGACUGCCCUGUGUUAUGUUGAUGCUGGUCUGCCAUGCUAGCCUGUCUGCCUGGGCCAAGUGACCUGUCCUUUCAGCUUCUCUCUCACACGCAGAUGAACACUGGACUUCAGAAAUGGGACACUACACAGAAAAUGAGAACUGCUCACUACCCCACCCCAGCCGAAUUGGAUGCGUAUGCUAAGAAGGUCGCCAACAACCCACUGACUAUAAAAAUCUUCCCCAACAGCGUAAAGGUUCCCCAGCGGAAACACAUUCGUCGUACUGUGAACGGACUUGACACGUCGACCCAGCGCUACAGCCCUUACCCGGUCCAGGCCACUGCCAAGGCCGGUCUGCUUGCCAUCGUCAAAGUGCCGGCCAAAAGCAUUGUCAAAGACUUUGACGGCUCCCGGGCCCGGCUGCUCCCAGAGGCCAUCAUGAACCCCCCGUCGGCCCCGUAUGCCGCACCUAGCACUUUAACCCAUCCCCAGGCCCAGGCCUUGGCCAGACAGCAGGCCCUGCAGCACGCACAGACACUGGCUCAUGCCCCGCCCCAGACGCUGCCACACCCUCAGGGUAUCCCACAGUCCCAGGCACUGUCCCAUUCCCAGAGCCUCCAGCAGGGCCUGGGCCACCCUCAGCCUAUGGCCCAGCCCCAGGGUUUGGCCCAUCCCCCAACCAUGGCUCACCAGGGCCUGCAACACCCCCCCAACCCCUUGCUGCAGCCAGGUUUGCAUGGAGGCCGGAAGAUGCCAGACGCAGACGCCCCACCGAAUGUGACCGUGUCUACCUCAACCAUUCCCCUCUCCAUGGCGGCCACUCUGCAGCAGACCCAGCCCCCGGACCUGAGCAGCAUCGUACACCAGAUCAACCAGUUUUGCCAGACGAGGGCAGGCAUCAGCACUACCUCAGUGUGUGAGGGGCAGAUCGCCAACCCCAGCCCCAUCAGCCGCAGCCUGCUCAUUAAUGCAAGCACUCGCGUGUCGACCCACAGUGUCCCUACUCCGAUGCCUUCCUGUGUGGUCAACCCCGUGGAGCACACUGUGGCCACAGCAAUGCCCACCACCGGUGCUGUCAACUUGCCUAUGGUGGGGAUCAAUCGGGCAACAGCAGGCUACUCUAGCGACCUCAAGCCCGUGGCCUGGAACCAGCACCAGUUGGCCCACUUGCAGCAAAUGUGCAGCGAAGCUGGUGGCAGCUCUGCCGGUGGCCUGGCGAGCAAGCUUCCUUCGGGGCGAGAAAUGGCGGGGCCGGGUUUUACGGGCAAGGCAUCCGCCUACCCACAAGAACUUUGCAUGGGCCAGGCCUUCCACCUGAAACCACCCUUGGAGAAGGCGACCCCGUCCCCGCCUGUCAAUGGCCCGGCAGCCCCACUGGCCUACCCCAAUGGGCAUUAUUUCCAACCCCUGUGGAACAACAUUCUGCCCACCCCCAACAGCGACAGCUCCGGGUCACAGGACCUCGCCAUGCCCUUCCAUGGUGGGCAGCCCGCGGGCGCACCCCUCGACUGUGCCGCUGCCGCCGGGGCCCACUAUCGUGCGGGUGCCGCAGCCAGCACAGUGCCUGGCCAGAGCAACUUGAUGCAAACAGUGGAUUACCUAAGUGGGGACUUCCAACAGGCCUGUUUCCGUGAACAGAGCCUGGCCAUGCUGAGCAAGGCCCACCGCCCCCCAGGCAGCCGAGCACCCGAACCUACAGAUAGUCGGAAUCUUCAUAUUCAGCACCCUGGUUAUAGAUAGGUGCCAUUGUGGUCGAGACACAGAAUGCACACAACAUGCACGCGCGCACACACACACACACAUACACACACACACGCGCACACACACAUAGGCUUAGUCUUCAUUUGGAGUGAAUUGUUUUUAACUUUCAUAACUCCUUUGUGACCUUUCUAUUUCACUGCCCUAUGGAGGACCGAGAUGAUCCGACAGUGUGGCACCUUUGUCCUUCGCCUUCCUGCCCGCCCCCACAGUGUCAGCCUUUUAGUUUCUGAACACAUCUCUAAGGCUUCUUGGUUUCACCAGCCAACCCCAGCGAGUGCCCUCCACAUACCCAUAGCAUGUCUUCUCUUCUCUCCAGAUUGCACAGUAGGCUCAACUGGCUUGUUUUUAGGCCCCCCAAACCCAACCCUGUUUUUCUUAAUACAGUGUUGUCCACCAUUUGAGCAUAGCCAGCAGGCUGUGAUGUCCCCCUACACCCAGUAUUUCUGAGCUUGACCUCUCUGCUUCCCUUCCCCUUUGAAAUUAAGGCAAGAUUUCUCAGACCCACUUACUGCUAGGCCUCAGCUUAGAUCCUCAGAAAACUCCAUUAACAUCCCACCCAGACAUGCAAUUCUGGUUUGACUUCAGGUCUCUGCCAGGAUUUGUGGUGGGCUUUUACCAUGCACAGAAGGUAUUCAAACACUGUUUGGUAAUGACCGUAAAUCUAUAAAUCCAAGACCUUCCACAAUCUGGUCUUAUUUUUGUGCCUGAUGCUUGUCCCUGGUCCUUCUCAAGAGCAAUGGAAGCAGCGCACUCCUUGGAAGAAGGAUCUGUUUGUCCCUUCCCUGGCCGGCUGACUAAUUUCACAUACAGCCUUCCUCACUGGGAUGAGGGAUGAUCACACUGGAGAUUUGCAACUAAAGCCCCUUCCCAUUGCAAAAAGUAAACUACAUUUGGUUCUUUCUCUGUCCACUGGCUAAGACUACUGCUCUACACUGUAAGUUUUAAUGUCAUAUUUUGUAUGAAUGUAGUGUGGGUUUGAGUAGCACUGUGUGUGAGCGGCCCCGAGGGCACAGCCACCCACUCACCACCUCUUGGCACAGCCCCUCAGUCUGAAGAAGGAAAGGAUGAAAAGGAAACAAACACACACAAAGCCUUAAGCUCUGAACUCUUUCUUUACCAAACAGGAGCAUGGUUUUAGUAUAUCUGGAGACCUACAGAUUUCAGAAAAAACUUUCCCUUGCCCUUCACCACCUUCAGCACACACGCAUGCACGCACACACACACACACACACACACAUACACACACACACACACAAACUCACCUUUUGCGAUCAAGUAGCUUCUAGUUGUCUAAAGACUUUAAAAAUGUUUUCGAUCACUGAAAACUUAGAUGACAUUUCUUUGUAACAAAUUCCGCGUUUCCCCCUGUGCCCUGCGCCCCCUUUGAGUUUUAGUCACCUAGUUGGGUAAUUGUUUUUUCUUUUCCCUCCUGUUUCUUUUAGAGUUUGAGUUUAGCCAUGUACCACACAGACCCUCCUCUCCCUCCUGUUCUUGCCCUUCUCUUCCCCCACUCCUUGCAUCUCGGGGUAAAUGUGAGCUGAUGACGUCCGUAUUUAAGAUUUGAGGGUUUGGGUAUGCUACCCACUGUUCUUUAGCAAGAAACUCCUUUAGUGAGCUGAAGCAAUGUGACUGAAGACUGGUUUUUAAAUUAUGUGUUGGCGAGUUGCCUUAUAUUUAAGAAAAGAAAAAAAGAAAAAAAAUGCCUGAUUGUGUUAUGCCAAAUGAUGAUAGCAACAUGAAGUCCUAAUUUAUUGUUUUUGAUUGUUCUCCUGCAGUCUGUGUGAAAACUGGUAAAGGCCCCAUCAGGGCUCACAGAAGCACUGGAGGCUUGUCUUUUGGUCUCUUCCAAUAUGUCUCCCUCUUCUCCCAUCCUUUGCUCUUUCACUGCCCCUGUCAAAGCCAGGUUCCAGUGUGUCCUGUCCCCUGUCUCCCCACCACCCCCACCCCAAAGCCUCCUUUAGGCACGCAAGAUCUUCCUAGAAGUUAAGAAAAAUCUUUUCCAGCUCUCCUUUGUUUUUCCCUCCCAGCCAAAACAAUAGGCUCAUACCCAUUUCAAGAAAUCUGACUGGAACUUAUCUCUUGGGCAUUAAAGCCAAACCAUCUGACUCCAGUCCUUUUCCUGGUGCAGGGAUGCAGGGGGCUGAACCACUUGGCUCCUUCAAUGUCUAUGGAUCAUGUACUGUGAACCCCCUGGCCCCCUCCUCCAGCCCCUUCUCUGGGGAUCAUGGAGAGAGCAGGCGAGUCUCUUCCCCCACCCCUAUCCCACCAGCAAUAAGGGUCCAACAUGAGGCUGCCUCACCCCCACCGUACCCUGGCCCAGGGAGAAAUGAACUCCCCACUAGUGUUCAUAAAUUGUAGCAUUACCUGCCUCCCCUCACCCUGCCCCCUUCACCUGGGGUGAUCAGUGGGUGUGGGUGUGUGUGGGGGGGUGACUUAAGAUUAUGACUAGUAAAAACCUAACCACCUGACCUUGUCCUUUUUAUUUAAUGCUGUGAAUGUUUGAGGUGGAUUUUAUUUUCUGGUUAGAACAGUUUCCAAUACGUCAGAUUUGUAGCCAGUUCAGGACAAGAGGUUCCCCUGGAGACAGCCCAGAUCACCCCUUUCCUCUUGGGGGAGGUCCUCAAAUUUUAGUCUCAUUAUUUUGCUUCUUCCACACAGAGACCCCCUCCUGUCCCACAACUACUGACAGCCCCAGCCUCCGGGGAGCCAUGGCCACGGCAGACAGAACAGUCCCCUGUCAGGGCUUUACUGUCACUGGGCUUCAUUUAGGGGAGCACCAUAUGACUGACCGGAGCCCCUCGAUGGUCCCAUUCCAGCACCUGUGCUGUUCUAGCCAAACCCUGGGUUCUUCAGGACAGACAGGUGACUCUGCUCCUGCCGGGGCGGGCCUCCCAAUGUGGACCCUGUGACAGCUGCUGUAAUCUCAUAAAAACAAACCCCUUCUGGUUAUAUGAAGCUGCUUCUCAUGUGCUACGGGUAUAAACUAGAAAACUUUUUUUUUUCCAUUUUGUCUGCAGGAAAAUUUAAAAAAUGAUAAUAAAAAAAAAGCAAAGCCAAAAA
Molecule: messenger RNA, 5282 nt
Organism: Monodelphis domestica (gray short-tailed opossum)
Lineage: Eukaryota; Metazoa; Chordata; Mammalia; Didelphimorphia; Didelphidae
Gene: FAM222B
Product: family with sequence similarity 222 member B
Source: RefSeq, a predicted model, not a curated record